Budorcas taxicolor (takin) is the source of this 399-nucleotide messenger RNA. RefSeq names its product small integral membrane protein 33 (gene SMIM33). The record is from RefSeq and is a predicted model, not a curated record. Bases 1 to 399 code for a protein of 132 amino acids. NCBI's taxonomy places the organism in Eukaryota, Metazoa, Chordata, Mammalia, Artiodactyla, Bovidae. The transcript is spliced from 2 exons.
AUGCAUCAGGCUGGCCACCAUCCGUGGCUUUCUCCAACUGUCAAUGGCUCAGCAGGGCAGGAGCCCCAGAAGCAGCUUCCGGAGGUCCUGGGCGGGGCCUGGGAACCUCGUCCAGGGGUCGGGCUGCCCCUGCUCACCAUCAUCGUCGCUGUCUUUGUCUUGCUGGCAGUCUGCAUCGUGGUGGCGGUCCACUUUGGGCCAAGGCUACACAAAGGCCAUGCCACGCUUGUCACAGAGCCACCAUCCCCAAAGCCAGAGGGUGGCAUCUACCUCGUCCGCUGGCACAUGCUGGGCCAUCAGGACAGUCACGCAGACGCCCAGCAGGAACCUCCGGGCCCUGACUCCUGCCCUGUGCCAGAUGGACCCAGGUUCAGCAUCGAUGAAGUCACGUUUCUGUAG